Molecule: messenger RNA, 3789 nt
Organism: Labrus mixtus (cuckoo wrasse)
Lineage: Eukaryota; Metazoa; Chordata; Actinopteri; Labriformes; Labridae
Gene: tpd52l2b
Product: tpd52 like 2b
Exons: 9
Coding region: 210-821 (203 amino acids)
Cellular component (GO): cytoplasm
Source: RefSeq, a predicted model, not a curated record
CUCAUAGCCGUUAAAGCUGAGCUGGCCGUUGGGCUGUUCAGAUUUUUGCUCCUGUCGACGACUUUCUCUGAGUGUGAGGCAGCAGCCGCUUGAACCAGGAAGAUUUACACACGUCAGCGGAGAAAAUACCUCAACGAGUCCGCUGUCUGAAUCUCAAAUCAGUCGGGUUUAACUUUUUGACGAAAAGGGAAGUUUGACAAAUCGACGCCAUGGACCCCGCCAGUCAAGAUAUCAACCUGAACUCUCCCAACAAAGGUCUCGGUGUGGAGCCUUCAGACAGCCUGUCGGACGUGCCGGUGGAGGGAGCAGUGGGGAACUCGGUCAACCCUCUCCCACCCGGUCUGACAGAGGAAGAGGCAGAGGAGCUCCGCGUCGAGCUCACAAAGGUGGAGGAGGAGAUCAACACCCUGCGUCAGGUUCUUUCAGCCAAAGAGAGACACUCCACAGAGCUGAAGAGGAAACUCGGCCUCAGCCCGCUCAACGAACUCAAGCAGAACAUCAGCAAGAGCUGGCAGGACGUCCAGACCUCCAACGCAUAUGUGUCUGCCUCAGCCACUUUGGAUGACAUUACCCGCUCUGAAGCAUACAAGAAGACUCAGGAGACUCUUUCCCAGGCGGGACAGAAGACCAGUGCAGCUCUCAGCACAGUGGGCACGGCCAUCAGCAGGAGACUUGGCGACAUGAGAGCUCUACCUUUCUCUAAUUCCUUUAGUAGCAACUAUUCCAUUCGCCACUCGAUAAGUAUGCCCGCCAUGAGGAACUCUGCGACCUUCAAGUCGUUUGAGGAUCGAGUGGGGAACCUGAAGGUGAGCCAACCGUAAACAUGAGCUCAGAGAACCUCCACAGGGAACACGCGUAUAAGGUCGUUGGCCCCAAAGGAAACGGGGAGCCCGUCACCCCCACCGACACCACCCCCACUCAGGAAAACCCGCCUUUCUGAACACAUCUCUCCUCCUCUUCCUCCUUCGCUGCCACCUUCCUCACGACCUGAGACUGUACUGUUAUCACAUCGCCGUCGCCACCUCCACUUCACCCACUCCCCCACCACCCACUUCUCCCCCCCUCUUAGGUCUGUAAGCGCCGACGGGUGGAGGUGAAGGACUCGUGGGUUUGGGGUGGGACGGGCUGCUGCUCCCUUUGACUCCCUGUUUUCUGUUGAAGAAAAGAUCGAUGUUUUGUUGAUGUCUAAAUCAUUUACUUUGUUUCACCUCCGGCCUCCACUUCCUCCCCCGUUCCAUCCUCCCCCCCUCCUCUGUUAUUCCAAAUAAGUGGACACCCUCACCCCCUGCACUCCUCAGAAACCUUUUUAAAACUGUAACUGUUUCACCUGGUUACACAUGGCAUUAUAAGAUCUCUGCUUCUUAAGUUUAAGGGGGAAAAAAAUCAGGUUACAUUUGUUGAGAUCAAACAUAAAAUAUUGAAUCUGCUUGUGUGUUGGUGCGUCCAAACUGAGAGUUUAGGAGCCAGGCGUCUGCAGACGAGGGGGGAGGAGUAAUUUACAGACAUAAUCAAGACGGUGGUUCAUGUGCUAGUCAAACUUUUUACUUCUUUCUGACUGCUAUCGUGCAGAUCACCUGCUAAAGUCGCCACAGUCUCCUUAAAAUGGGCUCAAACUUGUUCUUAAUUUUGGUGCAAACGCCGGCGUUAGAGGUUAGAGGUCGAGGGAGGAAGAGAAGGUGGAGGAUCCAGGACAUCCCAUCCCCCCCCCCCCCCACACACACACACACACACACACACACACACCUUAAGACCCUGCUACAUGCAUGUGCAUAUCUCAUCUCAGUUGUACAAAAAAAAAAACGACCGCGCAAAGAUGACCUCGGUCCCGUGUAACACCCCAGGAUGUAAAAAAAAAAAUAAAAAACAAACCAUUUUGUAUUAAGAACUAUUUUACACUGCUUUGCAUAAUGUUUUUACAUAACUUUUAUCGAUAUGUAUAAAUAUAUAUGAGUAAAUAUAUAUUGUCACUGAUGCUGCCGGACGGUGGUGAUCAGGUUCGGAGGUUUAAAAAAUAAAAAAAAAGCAGGAGGGAGGAUAAGCAAACUUAAAAAAAACAAACAAAGAAACACUAUGGGUCAGUUUCACAGAGCGGCACGAGUUCCACGAGGACAAAAAGCCGCCUCGAUGUUUGUGAAACUGAUUCAUUAACGAGCUGCAGUCGUUUGGUGCACACGCUGAGAAGGAGCGUAAUCAAAGUGGUUUGAUGUGUGUUCACACCACUUUGUUUGUGUUUCUCUUCUGGUUUGACUGCUGUUUUGUUCAAACACAGGACUCGAUGCUUUGCUGUGUGCACUACCUGGUGAAUGUGGACGCUUCUCUUAUCGGCCUUACUCACUUCAAAUGUUUCACUCGUUAGUUUUCAUUUAGCUGGUGAGAAAAGGUUUUGGUUAUUUUCUCUUUAUGUUCCUUUUUCUCCUUUAGUUGUACAGAUCGGUUUGAUUGAAGGAUUAGUGUUUAGAUAUUCAGAGUUGUGUCAUAGAAAAACAAAUAUUUGCCAACAAGCCCCUUAAUGCACACACACACACACACACACACAUGCACUCCUUAUAACACAAACGAAAAGAUGCUGCAUGAGGCCAAACGUACACAAACUGUACAAACUCACUUAUUGUUGUGCUCUAAUGUGAUAAACAGAAGCUCUUCUAAACGACACGCCCUCACACACAAACACUCAGCGUUGUGCACUUUUCUCUGUAGUGUGAAAAAGAAGCUUUUGUUCUUCUGUCUUGUGCGCUGAAUUUGCUGAUACAAGGGCAACAUUUCCACUUACAAAAAAAAACAGCAAUCUUGCAUUUCUUGUAUAAUCUUGCAUUUUGCCAAAAUUGUCUAAAAAUGUCGGCCAAUCCCGAGUUGCUCUUAAAAACAGUGACGGUGUUAUCCGUUGUCUCUUGCAUUGCCAAAAAUCGUCUUUAUAGUCGUCUGUGUAAAUGUUGCUUUUGUAUCCUGCUCGGCUCGAUGUGGGCCGUGUAGAAAAGGUCAAUUUGAGGUGUUUUUUGAUCAUUAAAUGAUUAAAGCCUAAACUUCCCUUUGAAGGUUUAAAAAAACUAUUAAACCAAUUAAAGAGCCUUAAAGUCAAUAAAAGUGAGAUGAGAGGAAUCAUCGUUUGGACUAUAAUGGACAACGAUCAAACUGCUGCACAUGUCAUACCCUGAGUGUGUUUUUCUUUUUUUGUCAUUGGCGUUGAGCCUUUAUUUUGGUAGGUAAUUACUUCCUGUUCUGUUUUCUUUUGGCUCGCUGUUAAGAGAAGAUUUGUACAAAUAAUUUGCCAUCAGCUGAAAAAAAGUUGCCAAUACUGAAAUAUCUGUUACAAAAAUCUCUUUUUACCUCUGAAUCUCACAGACUCAGACUCUCUGCUUCACCAAGAUGAAAUUAUCAGCUCAUUUAUUAAGAUUUUUUUUCUGGAAAUCUCAUUUUUCUUGUACAGAGUGGAGCAGCCCUCGAUCUCGAUGCCUAUAGUCAGAAGGGGAUCUCACUAUGUGCAAGAACGACAGAUUAAAUAGAUUUCUUUGUGGCCUGUUUAAAGCUGCGGUCAGUUUGGGGUUUAUUUAACGGAUAGGAAACUAUGACAUUUUUGGGUGCCAAUGGGAAGUGCGAGCGCACGCCGAGCCCGCUCUGAGCCGGGCUGGAGGACAGUUAGAGUACUUUAGGUUUACUUUAGGUCCUGGGCGGAGCUGAUGUAGAAAUCAAAAGGGAUCAGAUUUGAAAGAUUAUGGUGAAUAAUAAAUAAACACUUCUUUUGGUUUUGUUGUAUAUGUUUGGAUAUCAAUAAAGCAUUCCUUUAAAUGAAAA